AUGGAUAGUACAAGAGUGUACGAAAGAGAAAAGUGGUCAUCAUGGGCAGAUUUCAUCAUGUCCUGUAUUGGCUAUGCCAUUGGUCUUGGUAAUGUAUGGAGGUUCCCAUAUCUCUGCUAUCAGAAUGGAGGAGGAGCUUUUCUCAUUCCGUACGUCAUCUCGCUUGUUUUCUGUGGAGCUCCAUUAUUCAUUUUGGAAACAUCAUGGGGACAACUUUUGUCUGUUGGAGGAUUAGGAAUGUUCAAAAUCUGUCCAAUAUUCAAAGGAGUUGGAAUUGCUGCUGCUGUAAUGGCAUUCUGGUUGAAUAUCUAUUAUAUCGUAGUAUUGGCUUGGGCUCUAUGCUAUUUGGUUAACAGUAUAAGGGUCGAUGAUAAUGUGCCUUGGAGAAACUGUGAUAAUCCUUGGAACACCGCUCACUGCCGUUCAGAGUAUGAGCAGAUACCUUGUGAUAGUAAUAGAAGCAUCGCUCAAUAUUUUAAUGUUAAGGUUUUGACCGCCGAACAUCUACACGAAUAUAAAAAGAGUCGCUUCAUUGGGCCAAAAGAAAACUGGACAUUCUGCAGUGAGAGCGACUUAGCUGUCCAAUCACCUGUUAAGGAGUUCUGGAAUUAUCAAGUACUCGGGAUAUCAGAAGGAAUAGAACAACCAGGCUCGAUUCGCUGGGAUUUAGCUCUUUAUCUUUUCUUUGCUUGGGUCAUCUGCUAUUUGUGCAUUUUCAAAGGUGUCAAGUGGACUGGAAAAGUUGUAUACUUGACAGCUUCCUUCCCAUACAUUAUGCUGUUCUGUCUCCUGAUUCGCGGUUUGACCUUACCUGGAGCCAGUGUUGGAUUGGAGUUCUACUUGAAGCCUGAUUUCAGUCGUUUAUUCGAAUCAAAAGUUUGGGUUGAUGCUGUAACACAAGUUUUCUUUUCAUAUGGUUUGGGUCUAGGAGCUCUCGUUGCACUUGGAAGUUACAACACCUAUCACAACAAUGUUUACAAACAAGCGUUGACUGUUUGCUUUGUUAAUAGUGGAACUAGUGUUUUCGCUGGAUUUGUUAUUUUCUCCUUCAUUGGCUUUAUGGCAACUCAACAAGGAAAAAGUGUGGCUGAGGUGGCACAAGCAGGACCUGGCUUACUCUUCUUAGCUUAUCCAUCAGGAAUUCUUCAGUUACCCUAUACUAAUGUCUGGUCUAUAUUAUUCUUCUCCAUGGUUCUGUUCCUUGGAAUUGAUUCACAGUUUUGUACUAUGGAGGGAUUUUUCACAGCUAUUAUUGAUGAAUUCCCUUCAAUGACUCGGGGAAAAAAAUACGGAAGGGAAAUAUUCAUUGGCGUUGUCUGUAUAGUCUCGUACUUUGUUGGAUUGACCACUGUUACGGAAGGAGGAUUUUACGUGUUUCAACUGUUUGACUUCUAUGCUGCGUCUGGUUGGGCUUUGCUAUGGCUGCUAUUCUUUGAAUGUAUCGCCAUUUCCUGGAGUGUCGGAAUCAAUCGGUGGUAUGAUCAUAUGAAGAGUAUGAUUGGCUAUUAUCCAAGCGUUUGGUGGAAGUUCUGCUGGGUGUUUGCAACCCCGGCUGUAUGUGGGGGAGUCAUGAUUUUCGGCUUAAUAAAAUACCAGCCCUUGCGGAUCACAGCUUACAACUACGAUUAUCCCCUUUGGGGACAUGUCUUUGGAUGGUUCUUAUCACUGUCAUCGAUGUUGUGUAUUCCUGGGUAUUUUGUUUAUGCCUGGUUCACUACAACCGGUACUUUCUCUGAGAAGGUCAAAAAGUUGUUCCGUCCUGAUAUUUCAAUCAAGGAUAUUACUAAUGAAGCUAUUGAUGGAGAAGAAUUACAGGAGUUUCACCCAUUAUAA
Molecule: messenger RNA, 1833 nt
Organism: Auanema sp. JU1783
Lineage: Eukaryota; Metazoa; Nematoda; Chromadorea; Rhabditida; Rhabditidae
Source: the annotation of a GenBank genome assembly